Aspergillus mulundensis is the source of this 1689-nucleotide messenger RNA. RefSeq lists its product as uncharacterized. Lineage: Eukaryota; Fungi; Ascomycota; Eurotiomycetes; Eurotiales; Aspergillaceae. The record is from RefSeq and is a predicted model, not a curated record. Bases 1 to 1689 code for a protein of 562 amino acids. The transcript has 6 exons.
AUGGCCUCGAACAAUUCCUUCACGUCAUGUCCUGUGCCCUUUAUUGCGGAGCUUUCAAUCGGUGACACUGGCGGCUACCUCCCCGGUCGCUGGUGCACGCCGCAGGUCAUCGGCGAUGAGACGGUUUCGUGCUGCUUCCCGUGCCCGUUCACGGAUUGGCAGUACUCUGAAGGAUUCCACCCGGGAAUCGUCCCAUGGAUUGCGCUCGGCGUCCUCGUUCUCAUGGUCAUCUCUGCGUUGACGUACAUUCUUUUACCCGUUGAAGACACACAGCGGCAUUACCUUACAUCAAGUCCACUGAUGGGAUUUAUUUUCAUGUCGGUCGCAUUCAUUAUUCCCCUCGGACACACCGACCACCACUGCCACGACGCAAUCACGCCCAACGACUGGCUAUCCGACACGACUUGCGCUUUUACCGGUUCUUUGAUACUGUACGGCGUCUGGGUUCUUAUCAUCGGAUGCUUCUUCCGCUCCCUCUCCCUCUACCUCCAACUAAUCUGGGACGUUGAACCAGGGAAAUGGUUCCGCUUUGUCUCUCUGUUCUUUAUCUUUGGCGGCUCACUCGGCCUACUCGGCGUCGCACUCGGCGUGUCCGGCGUCUCCUACCAAGUCGGCAACAUGUGCUACACCAGCUUCCCAGACAGCAUAGGCUCAUUCUGGGGCCCGCUCGUCGGCGUCGCGUUCAUCUCUUGGCUCAUCCAAAUGUUCAUCAUGGUGUACUGUAUCCGCGGCGUCAUCACCCGCGGCGGAACGGCGCGGUUCUCGAUCUUCAAGAAGCGUGCUGAGGACAGCGAUCCGACGAGUCGCGCCGCUCAAGCAAGGAAUAUCAGACGGAAUAUCUGGCAGAUUCUGGAACUGCAGUGGCGCGCUAUUGCCAUUGCCUGCUUGAUACUGAUAUAUGUGGUUUAUGUUGCACAGGCGGUGCUCAGAUGGGGCGAUCCGAAGCAGUAUAGCGACACAGAACUGCAACCAUGGGUUGACUGUCUCGUCCGCGAGAAAGGUGACAAGACAGCCUGUCGCGACGAGGCCAGCACUAUAGGCCCGAACCAGAAGGAGGCCGUUUCAGCAUUGGCGCUGCUCGCUUCCUGCGGCGUCUGGGGCGUCAUCUGCACAGCCCGCUACACCAUGGUCCUCGGCUGGAUCGACUGGUUCCACGACCUCUUCGACGCCCUCUCCGACCUGCUGCACGGCCGCGCCCGAAACGCCCGCAUAAGCCGCAGCAUCACACCGGGCCUGGGCGCAGAGCAGCGCCGGCCCAACACGCUCGAUCUCGAACUCGUCCCAACGAACGAUACACACUCGGACGCGGUAACCGCCGUAAACCCACCCAGCACCCUCGAAGAAGUCGACAAGCUCUACGGCACGCGCAAGUACCAUAUCCCGAAAAAUAGCUUCUCGCGGCCGGGGACGGUGCACAGCAUGCUGUCGCGCUCGAACUCGCACGCUACCUCGCUGUGGAAUAAUGCGGUGGCCGCGCCGGGCCACGCGUACUCGCAGUCUACGUCGGCGGCGUCGAGACCGAGACGGGCCAGUGCGUUCUCCGGCAGUACGUAUACAGGGAGUACGUUUACCCCGGCCGGGAGUAUCUAUGUGGGUGAUCCGACGGUGCAGAAUACGAUUACGACGACGAUCGAGAGCACGAAUUCGCCGCAGCAUUCGCCGAAGGAGGGGGUGUUUAGUAGGGAGUGA